AUGUUGAGCAACACAAAACAGAUUUCGUCCGGCUACCAGUGGUCUCUGUGCCAGAAGAUCCAGCAGAUGGCCAUCAACAAGAUCGCCGAACUGGAAUACCACCAGGUCUGCCGGAGUCGAAAGUCCUUUCCCGUCGAUCGCAAGUACCAGCACCUCAAGGUCGCCGCCGUGGCUCGAGAUACCUGCCUCAGGCUCCACUGGGAACAGACGUCGGCGUUGCUCAAUGCUCCCGUGCUCCCACAGACGUCCAUGUCCUACUCCCCAGCCGUAUCCAGCUACCAGCCCAAUGUGUCGUCGCUUGCUGCUGCUCCGCCUUCGCCUGCCCCGCUGCCUGUUGAUGCCGUUGCCUCGCCGUUUGCCCAGCCGAUCGCCAGCCCUCCCGUCCACCCCAUCAACCCGCUCUCUGCUGCCCUGCCUGUUUCGCCCCAGCUUGGAGCCUUGCCCAGCAAUCGCUUCGAAGGCCCAGCAGUCCCUUCUGGCCUCCAUCCCCAGUCCGUAGCCUAUUCAGCCCCGUCGCCGUCGCCGCCCCAGUUCAUGGCUCCCUUGAGCCCGUUGCUGUUCUCUCCCGAUGCCCUUUCGCCGGCGGGAUACCCGCUUCAUUCCGCAUAUCUCGAGCCCUGCCCUCCCGUCACCGUCGCUCCGAUUCCACCGUCGCUGCCUCCCGUCAUGGAUGCCUCUGGAUCCUGUGUCUACUACGCCUCGGACCCCGCUGUGGCUUUCGCUGGCACCCCACCGUCUUCCCCGUAUCUCGGCUACCCCGCCUACCCCGCUUUCAACAGUCCCAGGCAUAUGGGUGAUGUCGCCAUCAUGCCCUCCGAUCCCCUUUUGCAGUCGCCGGCCAUGUACUAUCUGUCGUACGGCUUCCAGCCAGUCGUGUCGACAGGCUACGAUGCCUCGUUUAUGCCGGCCAUGUCGAUCUCGCCACAGUAUCCGGCCGGCACGUACGUGCUCAGCGGGCCCGUUGGCUAUUUCCACCCCACAGGCGUCCCUGCUCCGGCCCAAGCCGACCUGGGUCUUUCGUAUGGCGUCCCCACGCUUGCCCAGCCGAUCCCGGAACCGUAUCCGCCUCAAGCGUAUGGAGCGCUCAUCCCGGAGCCCAUGCAGCACGAGCCGGUCGCCCAGCCCCCGGUUCCAAGCGAAAGCACUGUUCCUGACGACGAGAUCCUAGCAGCAUCCAAGGUUGACGACAGCGGCGACGACCGAAUCAACGAGAAGGGCGAUGGCAAGCACGCGGACAAGACGGGCUACCGCCCUCCAACGCCGAUUUCGCCCGAGAUCACGCAGUCGGAGGUCUCGUCAAGUCCUAACGGCUCUCCACCGACGGCGGAUGCGUCUGUAUCUACCGCCUGUGCCAUCGCUCACACCGGACCCGUGCCAUCGCUGCCAUCGCCGCCAUCGCUGUUAUCAUCGCCGUCGGCACUGCAGCUGUUCCAUUGCCCCUCGGAGACCACAUCGGCAAGCCCCGUGGAGAUGCACUCUGGCGUCAAGAGGCGACACCUCGUCGACCCGGCAACCGCCUGCGCCGUAGCCAACAAGAAGACCCGACUGCCGGAUCCGUGA
Messenger RNA from Polychytrium aggregatum, 1560 nucleotides. RefSeq lists its product as uncharacterized. NCBI's taxonomy places the organism in Eukaryota, Fungi, Chytridiomycota, Chytridiomycetes, Polychytriales. The transcript has a single exon. The coding region runs from base 1 to 1560 and encodes 519 amino acids. The record is from RefSeq and is a predicted model, not a curated record.